AUGGAGAUCGUGCACGCUGCCGUGGGCUUUGCGCGCUUCCCAGUAAGCUCUACACUCAUGCAAGUAAGCUCUCGGUUAUGUCUCGUCUGGGCUCUGUCCCGCCUCGCGCUAUCUGUACGGCUUCCCGCUUAUGGUAGGGCCUCGUGGAGUUGCCUCGCUACUCUUUCAUGCACUCAACCUGUAAGACGCCUUGCCCAACUUCCAUUUUUUCUGCGCUACCACAUUAUCAUGCUGUUUGAUCCCUCUGGUGUGCCUGGCGAAGUAAUUUGCAUGGUGAGCUCGCUCAGCUUUCUCUCCACGGGUGCGUAUGCCUUCCAGCUGCCCAACACACACAACAUCUCGAUCUCGCUCUACGUGGUGGUCAUCCUCGUGCUAGUGGUGUACAUCCCAGGCCUGCUCGUCAUGUAUAGCCACAUGCUCACGCAGCGUAACCGUGCGUACUCCAAGACACAGAUCAAGACUGCUUCGAGCAGGAUGCGACAAGAUAAGAAUGAAAACUGGCAAGAAGCGAUCGUGUGUUGA
Molecule: messenger RNA, 522 nt
Organism: Peronospora matthiolae
Lineage: Eukaryota; Oomycota; Peronosporomycetes; Peronosporales; Peronosporaceae
Source: the annotation of a GenBank genome assembly